UCUCCCAAAGAUGUUAUUCUCUAAGAGAGAAAUAUCCUGGACAAACUUCCCAUGCCGGGAGAGGUAAACUUUGUUGUUGACAGGAACUUGACAUUGGUAACAAUGAUACUGAAUGGAGUAGCAAAGAAAGACACAUGGAGAGAAGAUGCGUUUGAGUUUGUGAUGAAAGGCGAGAAGGAAUUUAUUGAGAAAAUAUUGAACACAGAGAUCAAUUUUUUCCGAGCUAUUAGAGAUGGGAGUGCACUGAUGCAGCAUAUGGAGGAUUUCUAUUAUAUCACCCUAUUGGAGAAUGUGAGGUCAAACUGCCAGAACGUUACAAUCACGUCAAGAGUUGCUGUAAUAAUGGUUGCAUCAGGUGCCGAAAUGGACAGAUUUGGAAAUCGGCGUUGCACAUUUUUCAUAAAGGCCGGCAUUUGGGUCUACCAUUGUGCCCCCUUAGUCGGGUGGACGUGAUUCCGAUUCCUAAAAUGGAGGAAACAGAACUAGAACCUCUUGGGACCGACCGAUAUGAUUUUGCCUCUUAAUGGUUCAGAUGUCUGAAUGGUUCAGCACUUAAUGGUUCAGACUGUUUGUUUCAGCCUCUUAAUGGUUCAGAUGUCUGAAUGGUUAAGAGAUUUGCUUCUGAAUGGUUAAGUAUUAUACAGAGUCUGAAUGGUUAAGACCUCUUAUUUGAAUUGAUCAGACAUUUGCCUCUGAAUAGUUAAGCAAUAUACUAGCUCUUAAUGG
Messenger RNA from Cuscuta campestris, 726 nucleotides. NCBI's taxonomy places the organism in Eukaryota, Viridiplantae, Streptophyta, Magnoliopsida, Solanales, Convolvulaceae. The record is from the annotation of a GenBank genome assembly.